Molecule: messenger RNA, 886 nt
Organism: Linderina pennispora
Lineage: Eukaryota; Fungi; Kickxellomycota; Kickxellomycetes; Kickxellales; Kickxellaceae
Exons: 2
Coding region: 35-886 (283 amino acids)
Molecular function (GO): pyridoxal phosphate binding; catalytic activity; molybdenum ion binding
Source: RefSeq, a predicted model, not a curated record
CCGAAUUGUUCCAGAUACAUAACUAGCCUUUACAAUGACUCUUGUUUCACCGCCCGACGCCGCCUGGAAGGUCUCCGCACUGCACGUCUACCCAGUAAAGUCCUGCGGCGGCGUGGCAGUUGCAGCCGCGCAAGUAACGGCGACCGGCCUCAAGUACGACCGGCUGUGGAUGCUCCUCUACGAAAAGACCGGGCGCUUCGUCACGCAGCGGCAGGAGCCGCACAUGGCGCUGAUCAAAGUAGCCAUUGACGAGCCGGGCAACCGGCUGGUGCUCUCGGCCGACUCCAUGGCCGAUGUGCUUGCAGUGCCGCUGCACCCGCAGGCAGGCGACCUGGGCGAGCAAUUCGCAGUGCGCGUCUGGUACGACGACGUGAUCGGGCGCUGCUGCGGCGAUAGCGCGCGCGCCUGGCUGUCGGCCUUCAUCGGCAAGCCCGUGCGGCUCGUCUACAAGGACCCCGACGCAACGCGUAUGGUGUCGCGCUAUGUGCCCAGCCAGGACAUCUGCCCGCUGCCGCCGCAGUCGAGUUUUGCCGACGUCUUCCCGUUCCACAUCACCACGCAGCCCUCGCUGGCUCACGUCAACAAGAACGUGCCGCGCCCGCUCUCCCAGGCAAACUUCCGCCCCAAUGUCGUGCUUGACAAUAGCGCUGGCGCCGCCUACGACGAGGAGUCGUGGACGCUGAUUGAGUUCAGCUCCGAGUCGGGCGACAAGGACCGCGAGCCGAUGAAGUCGCUGCGCAAGUUCCGCUGCUCCGACCCCGGCAAGCCAUCGCAGGUGUGCUUUGGCAUGCAGGCCGCCCCCACCACCGUUGGCCAGACCAUCCACGUCGGCCAGGCCGUGGCUGUGCGCGAGCGUGGCGAGCACUCGCUGACCCAGCCGCUCUGA